Molecule: messenger RNA, 225 nt
Organism: Necator americanus (New World hookworm)
Lineage: Eukaryota; Metazoa; Nematoda; Chromadorea; Rhabditida; Ancylostomatidae
Exons: 3
Coding region: 1-225 (74 amino acids)
Source: RefSeq, a predicted model, not a curated record
AUGCAAUCGCCAACAAUGCUUCCAUUGAUUUUAGUCAUGCUAUCGUUUGUGUUGGAAGGAUCAGCCUUUGGCCUUGAUAUCGAUCUCGAAAUUGGCAUAGGCGAAGAAGAAUCAACAACGUCGCUCGGAGAAACACGUCCACAUACAACUAGGCCUCGUCCAACACGAAAACAUGUAACGACCACCACUACCGAAGACGGAGAAAUUGAUACAACCACGCCUUAG